AUGGUGUUGGAAGUUUCUCGAUGGGGGUGUCACCAACUGGAUAUGGAAAUCAAGGAAUUCCAACAGGCCAUACAUACUCCACCCGUCCCCGUAAUGAUACAUUUAUCAGAACGUUUGCGUUGUCGUGUUUCAAACGGAAUUCUGGAUUUAUUUCGUGCAGGAAUUCUUGAAUAUGAUUGUUGUGUGCGUCGAAUGCCAGAAAUAUCUCAAGAAUGCGAAAAAUUUGCUAAGAAGCUCGGAUUCGAAGUCACUGUGUUCUCGAUGCCUUUCGCUGAGUGCUUCUCAAACCCUAACUACACGGGAAUCAACGAACCAGAGCUCGACAACAAUGUUUGGUGUGAUGACUUCUCCACACUGAAAUGCCUCGCAACGUGGGAUUCAAUUGCUGCUAAUAAGAGAACAUAUCAAAUGCUCUCGUUUGCCAGAACCGCCUAUUUAUCAAAGGACGGCUUCUAUUCUUGUUUGAGAGAAGCUUUGAUGGAACGUGCCAUUUAUUCACAGCCUACUCAAGGUGAUCGUUUCGGAACAUGGACUUAUAGAGACGCCGCCCAUCCACCACCACCAGGCGUUCCCCAGUCACUCAUCGGAAUCUCCCCAGCAAGACAAGCUCAACAACCGACUCAAGCCACCACACAAUCCUUGUUUAUCAAUACGGGCGGUGUCCCAUCAGCUACAGUAGCCGCGCCGACGCCGGUACCCGGAGUACCGAAUCCAACGAUCGUCCAACAACAACAACAGGAGGCACACGCGGAAGCGUUGCGUAUUCUUCAAGGAGGAUUGACUUCUGGACUUCAGUUCCUUGGCACAAACGGCGGAAAUACGAUACCGUACUUCACGGCACACCAACAACAAUUUCAGCAAUUGAAUGGAGUCAAUGGAGGCGGUGGAGCUGGAGGACUACAAUUCGGAAAUGCCGCGUUGGGACCACAACUUGCGGGCGCCGCUAUUCCACAGCCUCUACAGGUUAGUGUCAAUUUGAAGUGA
Caenorhabditis remanei is the source of this 984-nucleotide messenger RNA. RefSeq lists its product as uncharacterized. The transcript is spliced from 5 exons. NCBI's taxonomy places the organism in Eukaryota, Metazoa, Nematoda, Chromadorea, Rhabditida, Rhabditidae. The record is from RefSeq and is a predicted model, not a curated record. Bases 1 to 984 code for a protein of 327 amino acids.